CAAAAAAUUGAAACACACGACCAAACGCGAAACGCGAAGCCAGAUCUCGCCGCGGCUGUGACAGCCACCGUUACAAUCCAUCGGAGCAGCCGAGGCAAGGGAGACGGCGACGACGACCAUGCUGCCGACGACGGCGUCCAAGGGGCGCGGGGCCGCCCGCUCCGCACCGCCGCUCUUCGGCCCCUACCUACGCCGCAUCGUCAAGUGGCAACAAAUGGAUAUCGAAUACACAUUUUGGCAAAUGGUUCAUCUUUGUACUUCACCAAAAGUAGUCUAUCAACACACCAAAUAUCACAAGCAAACUAAGAACCAAUGGGCUCGGGAUGAUCCUGCAUUUGUUGUCAUUCUAAUUCUUUUCCUUGUGUUUGCAACUUCAGCUUACUGUGCAGCGUAUGGAGAGAGUGCCUCACGUGCUGCUCUAACAAUCACUUCGGUUGUGCUUAUCCAUUUCUUGUUUGCUGGUAUAGUUUUGGCCACACUUUGUUGGUUUCUUACAAAUUAUUACUUGAGAGAGGAGCGUAACAGCCAUGUCGUUGAGCAACGUGUCGAGUGGCUCUAUGCAUUUGAUGUUCACUGUAACUCGUUCUUUCCUGCAUUUGUCAUCCUAUAUGUGCUUCAAUAUUUUCUAUCGCCACUAUUGGUCGUGCAUGGCUUCUGUCCAGCUCUGUUGUCAAACCUACUUUUCGUGGUGGCAAUUUCUUAUUACCACUACCUGAACUUUCUAGGAUACGAUGUUCUUCCAUUUUUGGACAGAACAACAUUUUUCCUGUACCCAAUUGGUCUUGUCAUCAUCUUGUCUCCACUCAUGAUACUGAUAGGGUUCAAUCCGACAAGAUACUUUUUAAGCUUGUACUUUGGUUAAUGUGGAGGACUAUAAUGUCAAGUACGAGAAAACUAUAAUUAUAGAACUAAUGGCGGAGUUGGAUACAUAUAUUCUGAGGUAGCUUUUUAGAUGUGUGGUGUGAAUUCGAAGGGAACGAGGUUCAGAACAGCUCGGACCAUUCUUUGGAUGUAUCAAGUGCCUGCGGGAGGCCACCCAUAGAAGAGCCUUUGGACUCGAUCUCUCUUUUUUGAUGUAAACUUGUUCAUAAUAUGAGCUGCUUUCGUUCA
This is a messenger RNA of Phragmites australis (common reed), 1110 nucleotides long. RefSeq lists its product as uncharacterized. Bases 119 to 862 code for a protein of 247 amino acids. Gene Ontology annotation, cellular component: Golgi membrane. NCBI's taxonomy places the organism in Eukaryota, Viridiplantae, Streptophyta, Magnoliopsida, Poales, Poaceae. The record is from RefSeq and is a predicted model, not a curated record. The transcript is spliced from 10 exons.